This is a messenger RNA of Triplophysa dalaica, 7615 nucleotides long. RefSeq lists its product as uncharacterized. The transcript is spliced from 4 exons. Lineage: Eukaryota; Metazoa; Chordata; Actinopteri; Cypriniformes; Nemacheilidae. The record is from RefSeq and is a predicted model, not a curated record. Gene Ontology annotation, molecular function: DNA helicase activity; ATP hydrolysis activity. Bases 110 to 7615 code for a protein of 2501 amino acids. Gene Ontology annotation, biological process: telomere maintenance; DNA repair.
CGAAUAGACAGGAGUGCACGUGGACAUGCGUUCUGUAUCAUAUAUGUUUUAAACACAUGUAAUUAUGAAACAUGUAUGUUAUUAUUCGUGUUAAGUAUAUAUUCUUUUUAUGUUGCAGAUAAAAGUGAAAGCGAAUUUGAGAAUGCCGCGUACGAAGCAGAGCUUGCGAUCAAAGAUGGCCAAGAAAAGGAUGGCGGACCGGAUGGCUGCUGAUCUUGCAGAGAAGCAUUACAUCACAGGCUCUUUCCAUCAAGGAGAUGCUCGUUAUGUCCAGAAUUAUGGGAAGCAAUGUGCAGUUAACAGUUUAACUGCAAUUCUGAUGUGUAAAUUGAAAAAUGUUUUUCAGUGGAGCACCAGUGAUAUUAAUUCUGUGUUGUUGCAUGGUGAUCAGUUUUAUUCAGACAUCAAAGCUGCUGGAAAGAUCAGUGACCACAUCAACGGCUACAUGUAUGUCGAGGAGCUGCCAGACUCACACACACUGAAUGAUUGUAGUUUUGCAAUAAACUAUGGUACAACUUUAAGUGGUUUCUUUGGUGUUAAUAAAUAUCAGAAAGAUAUGCGUGAUGUUUACAUGUCUUUAGAUCAAGCACUGGCUCGAGCAUUUCAGAAUUUUGAUGCGUGUUUGGUAAAUAUCCAGCGAAGCAUAUGUGCAGCAGUAAAGCAAGGCUCCUGGUAUGCAGUGAUUGAUCCACAUUCACGAAAUCCUGACGGAACAUUAGCAUGUGAGGGUAAGAGUGUAGUGGUUUACCACCAUAACAUGACAUCACUGUGCACGCAUUUUAAGAAGCUUGGAGCGUCACUGGAGGCAGACGGUACUCCCUUUGAAGUAACUGGGGUAAAUGCAAACAUGAUUGAUGUGCCUUCUGUCUCUGUGUACAGUCCAGUAGUCGAGACGAAUGCUGAAGCUAAACAAGAGGGAAAAAUUGAAAUGGAAGUCGAUGUUAGCCCCAAUCCUGGUUUCAUUGAUGUCACAAGCACAGACAAGCUAUUUGUUAAUGAAACAUCUUUUCAACACACACCUGAAGUAAUUUGUGUGGAGUCAACAAAUGAAAAUACAAGUGAUGUUGAAUUUAUUUCCCAAACUGUCAAUGAAACUUUUCAGUUUAGUCCAUUAACAGUGCAGCAACAAAAAAGUAUUUGUUUAAAGUUGAACAUGGUAAACAUUGUCAGAGAACAGAAUGAUGCAAGUGUGGCUGAUGAAAUGGCUGAGCCUUGUGUAACUAAAAGUAUUGUAGGAGAUGGAAAUUGUUUUUUCCGUGCAGUAACCUAUGCUGUAUCUCAGGAUGAGACAGAACAUAGAAGAAUGAGACGAGCUGUUGUCACACACAUACUGCAGAAUGAAUCAAACUACACACAGUAUCUCCGAGAAGGACACAGUUCUGUAGCAGACUACAUUUCCACAUCAAGGAUGAAAUAUCUCGGUGUUUGGGCAACAGAACUUGAGAUUCAGGCUACUAGCGAUUUAAUUGGUGUUGACAUAUUUACAUACAGUGAUAAUAAAUGGCUUAAAUAUUCAUCCUCAAAUGUCUCAUCGAAGAGACAUGUCUGUCAAAGCAAUGGAAUUUACCUGAAACAUGUCAAUAGCUGUCAUUAUGAAGUUGUUUUAUGUGUGAAAACCAAUAAUAGUAGCUGUGCCUCCUUUUGUAAAUCUCUAUCUGAAGAUGAUUCAUUAAAACGUACACCAUACUCACGUAAGCAGUACAGGGAGAAACUCCAAUACACCACCAAAAAUGACUUUCAAAGGAAGAAAAACAUCACUGCUAAGAAAAGAUAUCAAGAGGAUGAAACUUACAAAGAUAAACUGAUGAAAUUCAGCACUGAGAAAUACAAGACAAAUGAACAGCAUCAAGAAAAGAUCAAACAAUAUAGUAAAGAUAGAUAUAAAUUUGAUGAUUUGCAUCGUGAGGUUGUGAAAACGUUUAGCACAGAGAAGUAUGCUAAUGAUGAAAUACACAAACAAGCUGUGAAAGAAUUUAGCCACCGAAAAUACCAUGAGAAUGAAAUACACAAACAAGUUGUGAAAGAAUUUAGCCACCGAAAAUACCAUGAGAAUGAAAUACACAAACAAGCUGUGAAAGAAUUUAGCCACCGAAAAUACCAUGAGAAUGAAAUACACAAACAAGCUGUGAAAGAAUUUAGCCACCGAAAAUACCAUGAGAAUGAAAUACACAAACAGGCUAAAAAAGAGUUUAGCCACCGAAAAUACCAUGAGAAUGAAAUACACAGAAACAGUGUUAUAGAUUAUAAUAUACAGAAAUAUAGAAAUGAUGAUGGCUUUGCCAAUAGGAUCAAAAUAAGAAACACUGAAAGAAGAUGUGAGACACAGAUGAAUAAAAAGGACAUUGACUUUGUGAUGGAACAGUUUAAAGAUAAAAUAUCUACAGGUCCUGAAUAUGUUUGUUCAGUUUGUCAUCGCUGUUGCUUUAAAAUGCAGGUUAAACACUGCAAAAUAGAUACAUACUUUCAAAAGUCAGCACAAUGCAGGUAUGUUGCAGAAAAAUGUGUAACAUUUAAUUAUGUACAUGAGUGUGAUCAAGACUGUUGUGAAGACUGUGUUUACAGAAACAGCUCAGCUGCAUCUUUGUGGAUUUGUCACACAUGUGAUAGAAAAAUUUCUCAAUGUAAAAUGCCUGCUGAAAGUGUAGCAAAUAAUCUUGCUCUGGAUCCUAUUCCUCCUGAAAUGAGCUGUUUAAAUUCUCUUGAGGAACAUCUAAUAGCAAAGCACAUUCCAUUCAUGAAAAUGCUGGCAUUACCACGUGGAGGACAGAAUGGUGUUCAUGGACCAGUGACUUGUGUUCCAUCUAAUGUUACAGAUGUUGUGAAUGUUUUACCAAGAUCAGAAAAUGAUGAUUUGAUGAUUCGUGUAAAGCUCAAGAGGAAAUUAACAUAUAAAGGGCAUUAUGAGUAUAAAUAUGUACAUACUGAAAAGAUAAAGACAGCGCUGGCAUACUUAAAGGAUAAUAACAAGUGGUAUACAGAUGUGGACUUUAAUGAAACUUGGAUUAAUCCUCUGAGUAAAACAGAAGAGAUUGUUGAGGAAAUUGACAAUAAUGAGCAACUUUCAGAGAAUUGUCAGGACAUGUGUGUUGAGACAGAGAACAAAACUGAGAAUGAAGAUGAUGAGAUGACUGAUGAGACACUUCAUGAUAGACAACAGCAUGGAUUAUAUAUGGACACAUGCCUUCAACCAGUGGAUAUUGGACAAGAAAUUUGUGAUCAGCAUUUUGAUGGCAUUAUGUCACUUGCACCAGCGGAGGGCAAUAAUCCAGUGAGAAUGUUAAUGGAUGAAACUAAUGAGGCCAAAUGUUUUCCAGUUCUAUUCCCAAAAGGAACAGGAACAUUUCAUGAGUCAAGACAGGAAAAACUAACAAUUUGUAAAUACUUGAAAAAUAGAAUCCUAAACGCAGACGGACGUUUUGCUCAAAACCUAGAUUACAUAUUUUAUGGCCAAUAUUUGUCUGAGUUGAAUCAAGUUAUUUCAAAUGUAUCAAUUGCUUUAAGGAAAGGUUAUCAUACUGAUAACAAAACAAAAAUUACUCCAGAGAAGCUGACAAACAAAGAAUCACUUCAAAAGAUUUUGAAUUUUGAUCAGGGUUACAAAUUCUUAAAGCCAAUAAGAGGAUCACCGAGUUUCUGGAGCUCCUGCCAACGAGACCUUUUCGCAAUUUUGCGUCAACAAGGCCUACCAUCGUUUUUUGCGUCAUUUUCAUCAGCUGACUUGCGCUGGCCAGAGCUAAUGCAGACUAUUGCGAGACAAGAGGGCUGUGAAACUCCUAUUGAUGAACUGGACUGGUCUGAGAGAUGUGGAAUGCUUAAACGAAAUCCAGUAAUUGCUGCUCGUAUGUUUGAUCAUAGAUUUCACUGCUUUCUGAAAGAUGUGAUUAUGUCACCAGCUCAACCAAUCGGGAAAGUAAUUGAUUAUUUCUAUCGUGUAGAAUUUCAGCAGCGUGGAUCACCUCAUACACACUGUCUGUUUUGGGUUGAAAAUGCCCCUCAGGUUGACAAAGAUGAUGAUAAAGAUGUUGUUGCAUUUGUUGAUCAGUAUGUCACUUGUGAAAUGCCAUCUGAGGAAGAUGAACUGUAUGAAAUUGUGAGCAGUGUCCAACAACACAGCAAAAGACAUUCAAAAACAUGUAGAAAGAAAGGAACUGUGUGUAGAUUUAACUUUCCACGUCCACCGAGCAAAAAUACUUUCAUUACAAGAAGCAGUAAUACUGAUAAGGAUAAAAAGGGAGCUGAUGAUAAAAAACAUGAAAAUACAAACAACUGUAAAGAAAUAUCAAGUGAGGUAGCUGAAUCUAUAUUAAAACAAGUAAAAGAAUGUUUGUUGAAUAGUGAUGCUGUCUUUGACUCAGUUGACUCUAUGUUUGCGUAUCUUGGUAUAAAUCAAGAAAUAUUUGAAGCAGCGUACAACAAACUGACGAAGAAAACAAGUGUUCUGUUGAAGAGAAAGCCAAGUGACGUGUGGGUGAAUCAGUAUAAUCCAGAUCUGUUACGCUGCUGGAAUGCAAAUAUGGACAUACAGUUUGUUGUUGAUGCUUACUCUUGUGUUGUUUAUAUCAUUUCCUACAUUUCCAAAGCUGAGAGAGAAAUGGGAUUGCUGCUGGCUAACGCUCAAAAAGAAGCACACAGUCAAGGUAAUAUGGAUGCAAGACAGGCUUUAAGAAAACUUGGAAGUGUGUUUUUACAUAAUCGAGAGGUUUCAGCUCAAGAGAGUAUUUAUCGGUUGACAAACAUGAGAUUAAAAGAAGCAUCAAGGAAAGUGGUUUUCAUUCCAACUGGUCCUAAUACAGUGAAAAUGAGUUUACCAUUAAACGUAAUGCAGAAAAAAGCUGAAUGUGCAGAAAACGACAGUGAUGAGAUAUGGAUGAAAAGCAUCACAGACAGAUACAGAGCUCGACCAAAAACAAAUCAAUUUACUGGAAUGUGUUUAGCAACUUUUGCUUCAGAAUACAGAGUUUUGAGUAAAUCUGAAACCUCAUGUUCAGACAGAGUAACACUGGAAAAUGACAUGGGAUUUGUGAGAAAAAGAACUCGCACAGGCUUUGCUGUUGUACGAUACGCACGUUUUUCACCCACUAAAAAUCCAGAAAAUUAUUUUCAAAGUAUUUUGGAAUUAUUUUUGCCUCAUUUUUCUCAAAGCCAACUGAAACCACCAACUUUUACCUCCCAUAAGGAUUUUUAUGAGACUGGAUAUGUAAACAUUAAUGAUGAGCUUGAGUCAGUGAAAAUGAUUGUGGACACAAACAUGGCAAAAUUUGAAAAAGAAGCAGACACAAUACAGAGAGCUCAAGAUGAUCUAGAUAAACAUGGACCAAUGGAAGAUGCUUGGGCUGAAAUCUGUCCAGAAGCUGAACUUGAGCGUUUAGAAUGUCUUGAGAAUAAACAACAAAUAGAAACAGAAAAAGAUGAUGAUGUCAUACCUGAUCUAUUACCAAACGAAGGUGUUUCCAAAAUAGAAAACAAUCCUUCUGCUAUGACAAAACAAGAUGCUAUGGCAUUACUACGAUCAUUGAAUGAAAAACAGUCACAAAUCUUUUAUAAAGUCCGUCAGUGGUGUUUAGCAAAAGUACAAGGUGAGUCCCCAGAUCCAUUUCACUUGUUCAUAUCUGGUCCAGGAGGCGUGGGAAAGUCUGUACUGAUUAAAGCAAUCCAGUAUGAAAGCAGUCGCAUCCUUUCAAAGCUGUCAGAGAAUCCAGAUGAGACACACGUGCUGUUAACAGCGCCCACUGGUGUUGCUGCUUAUAAUAUAAACGCUGCUACAAUCCACAGCACUUUCUCUAUCGGAACAAAUGCAUCACUGCCAUAUCAACCGCUUGGAGAUGAAAAAAUUAAUUCAUUGAGAGCCAAAUUUGGAAAACUGCAAAUUUUGAUUAUAGAUGAAAUUUCAAUGGUUGAUCAUAAACUCCUUGCAUAUAUUCAUGGAAGAUUGAGACAAAUCAAACAAACAGGUGAUUAUUCUGCAUUUGGAAAAGUCUGUGUCAUUGCAGUCGGAGAUUUUUAUCAGCUGUCACCUGUUAAAGGAAAACCACUUUACACUGAACCAAUAAACAGUGUGAAUCUUUGGGAAACUAACUUCAGUUUCGUUGAACUUAAAGAGAUUAUGAGACAAAAGGACAAAAGGUUUGCAGAAUUAUUAAAUCGUUUGAGAGUACAUAAAAAAGGUGAACCAAUGCUUGAACAAGAUGUUGCUAUGCUUAAACAAUGUGAAACUGGUGAUGGAGAUGAAAGCACAGCUAUCCACAUUUACGCUACUAACAGAGAAGUUGAUGAACAUAAUAUAAAGAUGUUGUGUAAAUUGUGUUCUGACACAGUAACUAUAAAUGCCAAAGACUUUGAGAAAAAUGUUAAAACUGGCCGAAUGGAAAGAAAAGAUGGGUUUCAUGUCAGAAUUCAUAACAGUUCUUUAGAGAAAUCUCUUGAGUUAGCUGUUGAUGCUCGAGUAAUGCUGCUGAAGAACAUUAAUGUUUCUGAUGGGCUUGUGAAUGGAGUUUUUGGGACAAUUAAAGAAUUCUGUUAUGAUGAUGAUGAAACAUUUCCAGCCAAAAUGUAUAUUGAUUUUGAUGAUGAAAGAAUUGGUAAAGAAGCCAGAAGUAAAAACCCAUGUUUAAAACCUGGAUUGGAGAAAUGUACACCAAUUGAACCUGCAGAAGAAAAAGUCACAAGCGCUGGGGGCAUCAGAAUACAGUAUUCCCUGAAACUUGCUUAUGCAUGUACAGUUCACAAAGUACAAGGUCUCACAGUGAAUAAAGCUGUUGUGUCAAUGAAGAAGAUAUUUGCUCCAGGACAAGCUUAUGUUGCAUUGAGUCGUGUGACUUCUCCUGAUGGACUGAUCAUAGAAGAUUUUCAGGAGAAAGUUAUUUUUGCAAAAGAUAACAUUGUACAAGCUUUGCAGAGUAUGCCACCGUUCAUUCUUCCAUGUGAAACAACAGUAAGUUCAACAUUUCAAAUGAUAUUACACAAUGUGCAAGGGCUUAUUCCACAUAUCUCAGACAUUCGACAUGACAGUAGAUAUUUUCAAGCAGAUAUGAUUUGUGUGACAGAGACAUGGCUAAAACCAAACUAUUAUGAUAAUGAUAUCAGUCUUGCUGGAUACUAUUUUCAUGACAAAGCACGAAGUGAUGCAUAUGACACAAGCCAAGAUGUUUUUGCGAAACUAAAAGAGGAAAAUCAUGGUGGUGUGGGUGUAUAUCACAGAGAGAAUGUAGAAGUUAUUGUACUUGAUUUACCAUGUAUUAACAUUGAAUGUCUAAUGUGCAGGGUUGAACAUUUAAACACAACUGUUGCAGUCGUGUACAGACCUCCAUCAUAUAAUUUACUGUUGUUUAGAGAGAACUUGAUUAACUUCAUCAAUGAAAUCAACAGUUUACAAGGAGGCAAAAUCAUUCUUGGAGAUUUCAAUGAAAACCUUCUCAAAAAAUCAACUAUUCAUGAUGUCAUGCAGCAGUUUGGCUUCAGACAAAUAGUUUACAGUGCAACAACUGAGAGUGGCACAUUGAUUGAUCAUGUUUACAUAAAAGAUGUUGAGUUGGAUAAAAUAAAGAUUGACAUAAUGCCCACAUACUUUAGCUACCAUGACUGCAUUGUCUGUGGUUACACCCUACCGUACCUUUAA